CACUGUAAGCAUGGCUGGAGGAGAUGGAGAUAGGAAAGCUGUCUUGGAAAUGGUGCAGGCAGAUGGUGCAGAUGAGGGUUGUGUGACGUUUGUGCUGCAUGAGGAGGACCACACCCUGGGGAACUCACUCAGAUACAUGGUGAUGAAAAAUCCUGAUGUGGAGUUUUGUGGAUACAGCAUCACACACCCCUCAGAGAGCAAAAUCAACUUCCGCGUUCAAACUCGAGGUGGACUGCCGGCGACAGAGCCACUGCGUAAGGGUCUGAAUGACCUAACGGACGUUUGUCAGCAUGUCCUCCACACGUUUGAGGCUCGGGUGAAAGAGUUCAGAGACCGGCAGGAGGAGGCCAUGGAGUGAAGGGAGCGAAGCAGAUGACCUCUCUCGAGUAAACCUGUCACGUGUGAUGUGACGGAUACAGGACUCGUGAAUUUAAUGAUCAGACACAUCCAGCAACUGAACACACGUACACACCUCUGUUUAAAGAGCUCAUGUCACUGCAGGAUCAGGAACUGUCUGUUCAGUCCUUUUGUACAGUUUGAGUUUUAUAGUUUCAUCUAAGAAAGCA
Chanos chanos (milkfish) is the source of this 566-nucleotide messenger RNA. It is a transcript of the gene polr1d, whose product is annotated as RNA polymerase I and III subunit D. Gene Ontology annotation, biological process: transcription elongation by RNA polymerase I; transcription by RNA polymerase III. The transcript has 5 exons. The coding region runs from base 11 to 358 and encodes 115 amino acids. The record is from RefSeq and is a predicted model, not a curated record. Gene Ontology annotation, cellular component: RNA polymerase III complex; RNA polymerase I complex. Gene Ontology annotation, molecular function: DNA binding; protein dimerization activity. NCBI's taxonomy places the organism in Eukaryota, Metazoa, Chordata, Actinopteri, Gonorynchiformes, Chanidae.